Phyllostomus discolor (pale spear-nosed bat) is the source of this 2555-nucleotide messenger RNA. It is a transcript of the gene TBXT, whose product is annotated as T-box transcription factor T. Lineage: Eukaryota; Metazoa; Chordata; Mammalia; Chiroptera; Phyllostomidae. Bases 905 to 2215 code for a protein of 436 amino acids. Gene Ontology annotation, cellular component: nucleus. The transcript has 8 exons. Gene Ontology annotation, molecular function: DNA-binding transcription factor activity, RNA polymerase II-specific; RNA polymerase II cis-regulatory region sequence-specific DNA binding. The record is from RefSeq and is a predicted model, not a curated record. Gene Ontology annotation, biological process: positive regulation of DNA-templated transcription; somitogenesis; mesoderm formation.
CCACGGGGCGAGGGACGUGUCGGUACCGGACACGGCGCCGUGGAGGACCGGGCCUUCGGAGGAUGGAGACCAGCACGACCCGGGCGCCGCAGGCGGGGCGCCCUUACGCUGGGCAGUACGCGCUGCUCUCGGGCUCGGGGGGGGGGGGGGACGGAGGCCAUCAGGCCCGGGCGCGGGUGAGCGACGCGGCGCGACUCCAGGCUGGCACACCUGCGGGAUCCAGGUGCGCUUGUACAGCCAGGAGGGCCCGGCGCGCCGGAGUUGGGGAGCGUCGUGGGCGGCCCGACAACCCCUCGCGGACGUGCGGGCGGGGGCAGCUCCGGCCCCCGGCUCCUCCCACCUCCUGGACCUCCGCAGGGCCCGCAGGGCCCGCCCCGCCGCUUUGAUGGAGGUGCAAACAUUUGGGGGAGGGCGGAGGUGUAGGGGCUGGGCCGGGGCGCGUAGGUCGGAUCUCCGACUUAACAUGAAACAGGCGCGCGGGAGUCCAUUGUUGGCCCGGGGCCUCCCCAGCGGGCCCGGCCCGGUCUGAUAUGGCCGCGCGCGGCCAAUGGGCAGCGGUCCCCGCACUUCAAAGGGAGCGCGGCCCAAUCCGUCGCGCCCCCACUCCGCGGCCGCCGCGGCUGUAUUUAUGGAGAGGGGACCGAUUUUCUGUCCCCAGAGACCGACUCUAGUCUCGCCUUGAGGGAGUUCAAGGGGAAUAGCCUCCCCCCCACCCCUCCCCCCGCCCCCUCCCCCCCAGAUCUCCGUUGUCUCCCUUCCCCCCGGGUCUGUGCUGGGACCCGGGUGCCGCUGCGGCCGGUCUGGGCCGGAGCCGCCUCCCUUCUCCGGAGAGCGGCCGCCACCUGGGGUGAAGGUGGCUCUCGGAUAGAGAGUCGGCCUUGGGGGUGGCGGGGCGGGCGGGAGGAUGAGCUCCCCCGGCGCCGAGGGCGCUGCGAAGAGCCUGCAGUACCGCGUGGACCACCUGCUGAGCGCCGUGGAAAGCGAGCUGCAGGCGGGCAGCGAGAAGGGCGACCCCACGGAGCGCGAGCUGCGCGUGGGCCUGGAGGAGAGCGAGCUGUGGCUGCGCUUCAAGGAGCUCACCAACGAGAUGAUCGUCACCAAGAACGGCAGGAGGAUGUUCCCGGUGCUCAAGGUGAGCGUGUCCGGGCUGGACCCCAACGCCAUGUACUCCCUGCUGCUGGACUUCGUGGCGGCCGACGGCCACCGCUGGAAGUACGUCAACGGGGAGUGGGUGCCGGGGGGCAAGCCCGAGCCGCAGGCGCCCAGCUGCGUCUACAUCCACCCCGACUCGCCCAACUUCGGGGCGCACUGGAUGAAGGCGCCCGUCUCCUUCAGCAAAGUCAAGCUCACCAACAAGCUCAACGGCGGGGGGCAGAUCAUGCUGAACUCCUUGCACAAGUACGAGCCCCGGAUCCACAUCGUGAGGGUGGGGGGCCCGCAGCGCAUGAUCACCAGCCACUGCUUCCCCGAGACCCAGUUCAUCGCCGUGACGGCCUACCAGAACGAGGAGAUCACAGCCCUUAAAAUCAAGUACAACCCGUUCGCGAAGGCAUUUCUCGACGCGAAGGAAAGAAGCGAUCACAAAGACACGGUGGAGGACCCUGGAGACGGCCAGCAGUCCGGGUACCCCCAAUCAGGGGGGUGGCUCCUGCCCGGGACCGGCGCGCUGUGCCCCCCGGCCGCCCCCCACCCUCAGUUCGGAGGCGCCCUGCCGCUCCCCUCCACGCACGGCUGCGAGCGGUACCCCGCCCUGAGGAGCCACCGCCCGUCCCCCUACCCCAGCCCUUACGCGCAUCGGAACAGUUCUCCAACCUGUUCCGACACCUCCCCCGCGUGCCUGCCCAUGCUGCAACCCCACGACAGCUGGCCCAGCCUGGGGGUGCCCGCCCAUGCCGGCAUGCUUCCCGUGACCGCCGGCGCCGGCCCCGCCGCGGGCUCCAGCCAGUACCCCAGCCUGUGGUCCGUGAGCAACGGCACCGCCGCGCCGGGCGCACAGUCAGCGGGAAUGUCCCCCGGGCUGGCGCCCCAGUUCUUCCGAGGGCCCUCCGCGCACCCUGCGCCCCUGGCCCACCCGGGCUCGGCCUCCGCCUCCUCAGGAUCCCCGCUGUACGAGGGGGCCCCCGCGGCCCCCGACGUCCCCGACAGCCAGUACGACGCCUCGGCGCAGGCCUGCCUCGUAGCUUCCUGGACACCCGUGUCGCCGCCUUCCAUGUGAUCUCGCCGCGCCUUAAAGACGCAGUGACUUCGGUGCGGCAACCAGCGCUGAUUCCAUUGAUCUGCUACCAGGUGCAGAGUGGCAGUCUCGAGGGUCGGGGGAAGGAAACGGCCCUCUCUACCACCUGCAACCGAGAGGACGCAUGCGCGCUGUGCUAUUGCUCAGGCGGCCCCGCCCCCUGCGCCCCACGUGGGCCGCGCGGGGUCACCGCGGCGCGUUCCUGCAGUUGGUGGGGUCCCCGGCGUUUCACGGUAAGGCGGACCGCGGGGCGCCAGGGAAGUUCCGUUUCCCUGUGCGGCCCACAGGCGACUCGGGCACAUCAGAACUGUCAACUCCACGG